This is a messenger RNA of Ceratina calcarata, 1787 nucleotides long. RefSeq names its product serine/threonine-protein kinase 16. Bases 131 to 1087 code for a protein of 318 amino acids. The transcript is spliced from 6 exons. Gene Ontology annotation, biological process: protein phosphorylation. The record is from RefSeq and is a predicted model, not a curated record. Gene Ontology annotation, molecular function: protein serine/threonine kinase activity; ATP binding. Gene Ontology annotation, cellular component: Golgi apparatus; cytoplasm. Lineage: Eukaryota; Metazoa; Arthropoda; Insecta; Hymenoptera; Apidae.
AUACAACGUGAAUGAAGGAUGGCCGAGUAACAUGGCGGUAAGUGAGUACGUCAGUACGUCAGUGAUGCGUGUCAACAAGAGAUAGUUACACUAGAUCGUACUUAGCUAUCUUUAUUAUGCCCGAUUCAGAAUGAACAGCCUCGGUUUGAGUUUAAUUUUUAAAAUGGGCUGCAUAUGCUCUAAGGAAACAAUCACGGUAAAUUCAAGAAAUUACACUGUCCGUGAACAUCUUGGAGAGGGGGGAUUCAGCACUGUACUCUUAGUGGAAGAAGCGUCGACUCGUAAAAAGUACGCCGUUAAGAAAAUAGUUUGUCACGGUUUGGAAGAUCAGAGACUGGCGGCGAAGGAAAUCGAGUAUCACAAUCUUGUAAAGCAUCCGAACGUGAUAGAAUGCAUCGAUUCCGCUUACAAAGGAACAGCCGACCCUGUGGCCAAUGCUACAAGCGAAGUAUUAAUCGUUUUACCAUACUAUCAUAGAGGUACUCUCGCGUACGAAUUAGAGCGACGAUCUAAAACGAAGGAUUACAUGGGCGAGCUGGAUAUUUUAAAUAUUUUCUUACAAAUAUGCGAAGGCGUAAAAGCGUUUCACGAAGCGCAACCAGAACCGCUCGCUCAUAGAGAUCUGAAGACUGCAAAUAUAGUUCUCGGCGAUGGAAGUACACCCGUCAUAAUGGACUUAGGUUCCGUAGCUCCGGCUAGAGUUAAAGUAUGCGGCUCGCAAGCGGCGCAAGUCCUGCAAGAUUUAGCGGCAGAGCGUUGCUCGAUGCCUUACAGAGCACCGGAAUUGUUUAACGUCGAGAGCUACUGUAUGGUAGACGAACGGACGGAUAUUUGGUCUUUAGGAUGUAUUCUUUACGCGAUGUGUUAUUUUAAAUCGCCGUUCGACGCAGUAUACGAAAGAGGAGACAGCGUCGCUUUAGCUGUAAUGAGCGCGAAUAUCGCUUUCCCGGAAGAUGCACCUUACAACGAGGAUAUGCAGAAUCUGAUUUUAUCAAUGUUGAAAGUUAAUCCCAUGGAACGUCCUUACAUAUACAGCGUCAUAGAGAACGUGCAAGAUCUAAUUUCCAAGUUGGAAAACAAAGUGUAACGAACUGUAAAAAGCAAUAAUCUUUUUAUUUAUUCGACGAUUGAUGUACAGACAAUUUUUACCAUACCGUAAGAUUUAAGUUUGUCGUCCUAUGAGAAGAGAGAAACUGGACCCAAUCGUAUUGCAUCGUUUCAGUAUAUCGUGUGGUUACGUUCUAUUCGCGCGUAGACGUGAAAUAAGGAAAAAAACGAUUUCUAGAAAAUGCAUUUCUUACAGAUACUAUGCAUUUUAAUAUAUAUGUAAAUAGCAGCAUUUUAAACGAACACUUUUAUCGCACCGUGAAAUGUAAAGGUUCUUUGUAAUAGUAUAUUUUUAUAAAAUGCAACUCGGUACUUUUUUCCCGAAUUAUUACUCGACGUUACCACUGCGAGAAAUUAAUAUUCCGCUUCAAGGAAUGAAAAUUCGUAGUUAACAUUUUUCUAAUUUCGCAUUGAACAGACGUAUAAUGGCCUUCCCAGUGAAUUAGAUGAGAAUUUAACAGUGACUGUGGUGCACAACACAUUGGACCUCAAAAUGAUCAUUCGCAGUGCAAUAAUAACGAUCACCGUAUGCGAUGAUUGAAUGUGUAUAAGAAAAAUUAUGUAAAUAUUAUUCAAUACAUCUAAACAAUGAUUAUUUGUAAGAGUAAAAGGAUUCUAAGACGUCUCUACGACGUGUUUAAAUUUUUAUAAAAUUUAAACAUAUUUCUCUAUACGAUUAA